AGUACCUGUUCUACACGUGUCAAUUACUGUAACCCUGAGAAAAGACAACGGAAAAGUUUCAGGAUGAAGCCCAGGAGGCUCCUGUCAUCUGUGGAUCUUCUCCCUACGAUUCUAGAGCACCAGGAGAGCAAGCCUCGGGUUCAGCUUCUGGAUGACUACAUAGACUCCAUACGAGAGCUGUCCCAACCGACCUACCCUCUCAGCGGGCCCAUGCAGGGCUUCCGGCUGUCCUCGCUACGCAUGUCCAAAUACCCGACCAUGUCACUGGCCACUGCAAGUACUGUCCUUACUUACAAGCCCUGGGCUGUGAUUGGACCAGAACAUGUAUUGAUAACUUUGACAGACUCUCCUACAUGUUCAAACCAAGACCCUCUGGACUGGCUGUUUGCGCAAGAACAGCAUGAUGGGGUCUCGCUUCCAGAGAACAGUCAAGAAGAUUUAUGCAUGAUGUAAUGACAUGAAAUUUACAUAA
Molecule: messenger RNA, 472 nt
Organism: Triplophysa rosa
Lineage: Eukaryota; Metazoa; Chordata; Actinopteri; Cypriniformes; Nemacheilidae
Exons: 2
Coding region: 64-453 (129 amino acids)
Biological process (GO): regulation of autophagy
Cellular component (GO): mitochondrion
Source: RefSeq, a predicted model, not a curated record